AUGUAAAGAAAUAAAAUAACAAAAGGAUUGCAUCUAAGACUUUCAGUCAAAUUAGAAGUAGACCUUAAUCAGGCAUCAUCUAUGAUACUAAAAAACUUGAGAAGGUGUCUCCAAAUGGUUUAAAGGUAGUUAUACUUGGAGCAGGUGAAUAGAAUGAUUUAGAUAAAUUUGUAUUGAAACCAUCCUCUAAUAAAUUUAGAACACUUUCUACAAGAAAAACAAAUGUUAUUAAUGAUAGUUCAGUAACAUAAAGCAAAUCUAAUCAUACAGAAAUUGUAAAGUACUAUAUUCAAACUAAUCAUUUAGAAAUUCACCUGUUGUUUAAGAUUUAAGUAAGAAAAUACCUGUCAACAUGGUCAAGGAUAAAGUAAAGAUCUUUAUUUAUUAAACUAGGAUGAUUUAUAUGCAGAAACUGUUUAUUUAAAAGAUAUUAUUAACAAGUUAACUUAAGAAAACUAUGAUCUUAAAGCAAAAAUGAGAUUUUUGAAUAAAAAUACAGAACGUAUGUAAACUGUAGUUUAAAAUGUGGGUGGAUAUUUACAGCAGAAAUAUGUUGCUGAUAAAUAGGAUUUAGCUUUGAUGACUAAAUUGGGAAUUAGUGAAGUAUUAAUAUAAAAUUUAUUAAAUAUAGAAUUUAUUGACAAUUACUUUAAAGAAAUAAAUAAAAGAGUUAAGAACUAUGAUUAAAUAAUAGAAUGAAGAAAUAUAAAAUUUGAAACAUGAUAUUAAAUAUACUAAAAUUUAAGAAUUGGAGAAAGAAAUUAAUGUAUUUUAAGAAGAAACAUUAAGAUUAAAAACUUUAUUAGAAUAAUCUUAGAGAAAUGAAUAGAUAUAUUAAAUGACUCAUGAUUUUAAUUAAUUUGAAGAGAAAUUCUAUAUUUAGAUGCAAAUAAUAAAUUCUUUAAAAUAGGAAAAUUCAUUUUAUUAAGGACAAAUUGCAAUUGAAUAAGAAGAGUUGUUUAAGUUAUAAAAUUAAAUAGAGACUAAUUAAAAAGUUCUUAACAAAUAAAAAUAAGUGAUUGAUGAUCUUUAAUAAACUCUGAAAGAUAAAUUAAUUUAUAUUGAUGGACUUUAAUAGGAAUUAGAUUCAUAUAAAGAUACAAAUUAAAAUCUAAUUUAAAAAGCAAAUAAAUUAGAUAAUAAUUAAUUAAGAAUAAUAGGAUUAGUUAAAAUUGAAUAAGAAUUAAGAAAAGAAUUAUAAUAGAAAACAAGAGAUAUAGAAUAUUUAGAUAAAACAACAACUGAAUUGAAAUAAAAAUUAAAUGAAAAAUCUUCAAUUGAAGCAAAAAUUAAAGAUUAAUUAUAAGAGGAAUUAAAGAAGCUUAAAAUAGCUUAUGAGGAAUUAGAUGAAAAAUAUAAACAUUUGCUAUUAAUAAAUGCCUAAUCUAGGUUAAAAGAAACUGUUCCAUCUAUAUAGUAAAAGUUGGCUCCAACAGCAGCAACUCUUAAUUUAAAGAGUUAGAGACCAUAAAAUUAAAAUAAUACUCCAGAUAGUAUUAAUUAGGAUAAAAAUUAAUAGUAAUAAAAGUUUAAGGUUAUUAAAAAAGAUGAUGUAUAAUAUUUAGGAUUUGAAUUAAAUUAUCGAUUGAGAACUAAAAAAAUUACAUUAGCAGAUGCAAUUGAAAGAUAUCUAUUUGAUAAUAAAAAUAAGAAGACUGGAGAAAUUAAAUUAAAAGAAAUAUCAGAAAGAAUGUAGAAAGAACCUUUUUUAUUAAUUGAUGAAGAUUCAGCUUUAUUGGUAGCUAGAUAUCUUACUGAAGAUAAUUCUUAGGAAUUUGUUGUUUAUAAUGAUUAAUUAACUUAAUCUACAACUAUAGUAAGAAGUAUCUUGUAAAAAUUGAUUGGAAAUUAUGAUAUUUUAACAAGUGAAAUUGAAAUAAAAAAAACAAAGGAGAUAACACAAGUAUAUUUAAAAUUAUAAUUAUUAGGUUAUUAGUAAAUAUAAAAAUAGUUUGAAAUAAUAUUUUGAUUAAUUAACAAGUAAAUAUGAAGGAUUAUUAGAAAGAAAACAAAUUAUAGAAACAUUUGAAUAUAUGGAUAUCGAUUUAACUCCAGAAUAAUAUGAUUUCUUAUUUUUGAGAUUAUUCUCAUAUUCAAAUAAUACAUAGAUAUUCCCUUACAUUAGAAUAUUUGAAAUCUUCUAAGAAAUUUAAAUAGAAAGAAGUAAAUAUUAAAUGAUAAGGAUAUAGUUGAUAGUGAUAAAAAGAAAAAGUCAAGAAAAAAAGAUUUUAAAGAUUAAGUUGACAAUAAAAAUAGAAAGGUUGAAAUAUUUACAAGAAGAUAAUCUAUGGAAUUAGCAAAUUGA
Molecule: messenger RNA, 2305 nt
Organism: Paramecium pentaurelia
Lineage: Eukaryota; Ciliophora; Oligohymenophorea; Peniculida; Parameciidae
Source: the annotation of a GenBank genome assembly